CCUAGCCAGAGCCCCCCCUCCCCCCACUCCCCAAGUAUAUUAAACAGAAAGAACUUGCUCUGAUAUGGUGUAAUUUUGCGUUUUUUGUGGAUAUGAGAGCAGCAGUCCGUACUGAACAGUUAAUAAGCAUACACAGAGCAUCGGUGUCAAUAUGAUUAGCUGUUUACAUCGUGGGACGAGACGUCACUACAGCAUUACCACUGAGAAGUCAGAGUAGUGGAUGCCAAGGCGCCUAAUUAUCUACCAAACAAAGCAUUUACACAAGAAACGAUUAUCAUAUCAGAACUCACUCAUGAAAAUAAUGUAAGAAAAUAAACCUCCAAACAAAUAACGCUGAUUAGUCGUCAAUAUUAACACGAGCGGAAGGUUUACAAUAUUUUCCUGUGUUUGGGUCAUUAAAUUAAUAGAUACUGUACAGGUAUUAUUCUCAUCUUAAUUGUAUUUAUACAGGUACAUAAACAUUGAAGAAGGCAGAAUGGGAAGAAUUAGACUACGUACAUAAGAAAUAAGAUGGCUCAGCAAUUGAGACAGUCAGUGAAGAGCAUACAACAAAGUGCAGCAUAUACAAUGGAGAAAAAUUACCGGUAAUGACUGCUGAGUGAGUCAGGGAGUGUUUAAUAUGGCUCAAGUUCAAUCAGGGAAGGAGGAGAAUGUUAAUGGAGGAAAAAGAGGUGGCAUUCAAAUCUUGAUACACUCAAAGAAGCAGAUAACCUCAGUGGACACCUUGCCGAGACCUGCACGUCCACAUUCCAAUGGUGCUUUAUGGGAUAAUGGAAGGUCAGGCAGGGGUGAUGCUGCCUCACACUCUAAGUUUAGUGAAAAUAUUGUAAUACAGUCACAUAAAGAUGAAACUCGUCCCUCAAAUAGCAUGAAUUUACAAAAUAUAGAAAACCAAAGAGAAGAAUCAAUUUUUAUGCCAGAAAUAGCAUCCAGCAGUGAGCUGACACCCAGUAGUGUACUCAGGUUAACAAAACACCCAGAGACAGAUAAACUGUCAGUCCACAGUUUAAGUAUAACAGAAGACAAGGUUAUAAAUAAAAACACUUACGAUGAAGAACUAGUCUUGGAGAAUAGGGAAGAGAGUAACAUUGAUACUUCACCAGUUAACAACAAACCAAAAAGGAGAAGAGGCCGACCUCGAAAAGGUGAAUGUAGUGCAGAUAAGGGAGAUGAUGUACUUCAUACUUGUAAAAGAAUUGUUAAAACAAAGAGUAGGACAGUAAUUCAACCGGGUGAGUGUAACUGUGUGUGUAACCAUUUAAUAAGAGAUGGCAACAGAGAGAAUUCAAUUUAUCAAGAUAUUGCAAGUGACUCCGCACCAGAAAAUAUUGUUCAAGAGCAGAAUACAAGUAUUAGUAGUAGAAAACGUCUUGAAGGAAACUUUGAACAUGUAAAAGACUAUGUGUGUGCUUCAUUGCGGGUCCGAGAUCCUUAUAAACCUUGGCGAAAGAACCAUGAAGUAGUGAAUGGCAAAGCUAUUGUUCCCGAGUACAAGAUUCAGGCAUUCGAGCGUCACAAACGAUCGAUGGAAAUGCAAGCCAGCCAGAGGUACAGUGUCUUCCAUACCUGGGAGAGCGUUCUGGCCUGCAAAAACAGAGUGGAAGAGGAGACCAGAUCUAAAUACAACCUUUACUCUAGAACAAAUACCUUCAAAGAUGACAAACCCAAACCAUAUAAAAGAGUCCUGUUUGAGUUAAAACGUUCAAAGGGUGAUGCAGUUGUAGUCCCUUGCAGUGGAGUUCCUUUGAUGUGGAUUGGUAAUCAAGUCUAUACCUGUCACCUUGGUAAACCACGAUUCAAAACAAAAACAAAACUAUCUUUGGCUAAGAAGAACCAUCAACAGGUUGAUGACUUUGACUCAGACAGACCAAAGAAAAACACUCCUUCAAAAAAAGUUGGCUGCCCUGCAACAUUUUCUGUGACAAAAAUAGCCAGGUUUCCAGAUUUUGAGUUAACUGACGAGAGUAAAUGCAGAAGUACAGUUUCCGCUGAACUACGCAACGCGUGGACAAAAACUCCAGAGAAAGUCCGCUACUAUAUUGAAUACCAUGUUAAGCGACCCCGACUGGAGGACCACCAGGGACACAUCUUUAAUAAGACUGGUAGUGCCAAAUUCCAGGAGCCCAUCGAUCCAAGAAUUAUACAAAAGAUUCGUGACCUUUCCUAUGAAGGAGUAACAGAAAUGAGACACAUGAUGGAACACAUAUCUUCCUUCAUCAGGGAAGAAAUAUUCAAAGACUGUCAACUUCCACCUCCUGAACGUCGACGAUACAAUCCCAGUGUUCAGGACUACAGAAAUACAAUGAAAAGGGCUCGUUUAGAGUUGCAGAGAGCAGGUAGAAGUGUGGUCGAAAUUCAGUGUUCUUCAUUGAUUAAAGACCUUGGCGAGGCUAUUAGGACAACUUGUAAUGAGGAAUAUUUGAAUCAGUUGAAGGAGCUUCUCACCCAACUUCUUACAACUGUACGAGAUGGAGCACCUCUGGAUCCAUACCUAGCUUGUCAACCUAAAACUACUGCACAACUGACCACUGGCUCAGUUAAAAAGAGGAAACCAAAGAGAAUUAAACCAGAUGUCUCGGUAACACCAUCGGCAGUAACUAAGAGUCGGUAUUCUUUUUAUACCUCCCAGCCUGAACAAGCAACACAGGUUGAGCUGCCACAAGACCCAGAAACACAGCUUGAUGGAGUUACCCAGAUAUACUAUUACCAGCAGAUGGCACCGGGGGAAGAGGUUUACGGUACAGAAGUUGUAGAUUCAGCCGUGUUGUAAUAUUUUGUUAAACUGAAAUAAAUAUUACGGUCUUGUCA
This is a messenger RNA of Homarus americanus (American lobster), 2808 nucleotides long. RefSeq lists its product as uncharacterized. The coding region runs from base 620 to 2770 and encodes 716 amino acids. Gene Ontology annotation, molecular function: DNA-binding transcription factor activity. The record is from RefSeq and is a predicted model, not a curated record. The transcript is spliced from 9 exons. Lineage: Eukaryota; Metazoa; Arthropoda; Malacostraca; Decapoda; Nephropidae.